Molecule: messenger RNA, 885 nt
Organism: Portunus trituberculatus (swimming crab)
Lineage: Eukaryota; Metazoa; Arthropoda; Malacostraca; Decapoda; Portunidae
Exons: 4
Coding region: 14-628 (204 amino acids)
Source: RefSeq, a predicted model, not a curated record
AGCACACUUUGAGAUGCCAGGUGUUCGAUGUUCAUACACAAAUUGCCACGUACUUUCAUCACAGCACUACAGCCAUAUCAUCAUAUCGAUCAAGUCGAAACAUAACUUGAUUUACUACUACCUCCCUUUUCGAGGAUGGGUGAUUUGGAUAUGUGAAAGAUUACGCAAGACAGGACUUAGGUGCAUGGUGUCGAUGAUACAGCGGCUGCCUGGACCACUAUACAAGUGGGCGACGUGGUGCAGGCAUGCUAUCCCCAAACUCUUGGCUUCACAAAGAUACAGAGCCUUGCUGCUGGCGUCGCUAAUCAUGGCUAGUGUCCUCGUGUUGGCCGUCCCCAUCGUGCCGGAAAAGCUCCUUGGCAUCCGAACACGUGAACAAAUCCUAGACUCCUUCAACGGCCUCAACAAUUCGAGCCUCGGUGGUGGUGAAGAAGCAACGUUUCAACCUUUCUCUGACGAUAAGACUCAUCAUGUCUUUAAGAGACAUAUUCCACACAAGUUUUGGGCUCGUGCAAGGCCGCACAAUAAAUUCAAAAAGAAGAAACUUAAGUCACAUGGUUAUUUAUUAAAUAAUCAGAUGUCAAAGAGAGAUUUCGAGACAAAAAAAUUGCACCAAGAUAAUAUAUAAUAAUCACCACCACAUUCAGUAAUCAUCUCAUGACACAUUUUCAUUGUCAUUUUAGUAUUUUCCUCUAGUUACUCUGGUGAAGUUAUUUUCAUGCAUUGUUAUUCUUAAACUAAGGCAAUCCAUGACACCUGUCACUAGUGUGAAGGCGAAUCUCAUAUACAUACUUAAUGUGAUAUCUGGGAGAAUAGUAAUACCACUUGAGGGAAGUCCUCUGUAACACACACACACAUUAAUGAAAAGAAAGUGUUACAUAUUGA